GUGUACGGCCUUGUCGACGUCCUCUCCGCCCUUGCGCCAGUUAUCUGCAGCUCGUAGGCUCGCUUGCGCCGACCACGCGGUCUUGUCGGGACACGAUCGCCUCUAGAGGCUCAACGAGUCAACCACAUCCAAGCUUCUCAAUAUCUCCGUCACCGUCUCCGUCAUCGUCUCCGUCCCCGUCUCCGCAAGUUGAAACUUCGACUUCGAAACACCACAGCACCGCGCGAGCUUGCGGACAGACCGACUGCCUCAAGCUUCCAUUCCAUCUGCACACGCGAUAGCGCUCCGCUCGAGUGCUUGACACACCCACCAUGUCGGGCGAGGCGUGGUUGUUCCUGCUCGCCGUCCUUCUCAAUGCCGUCAAUCUGUUCCUGCAAGUCUUCUUCACCAUCAUGUACUCCGAUCUCGAAUGCGACUACAUCAACCCAAUCGAUCUCUGCAACCGCCUCAACAUGUACAUCGUCCCCGAAGCCGGCGUCCACGCAUUCCUGACCAUCUUGUUCUUGAUCAACGGCUACUGGCUGCCCUUGCUGCUGAACCUGCCGCUGAUCGCUUGGAACGGAAAGAAGAUCUUCGAGAACCAGCACCUUCUGGAUGCGACAGAGAUCUUCCGAAAGUUGAAUGUGCACAAGAAGGAGUCCUUUAUCAAGCUGGGCUUCCACUUGCUCAUGUUCUUCUUCUAUCUCUACUCCAUGAUCGUUGCUCUCAUCCGAGACGAAAGUAAUUAGAAGAAGCCGCUCCUUCACAUGUCUACUGCUCUGACUCGCGCCUAGGCGGCCCCGCCAAGAACGCCAGACUCCCGCAAUAAGCGCGGUCAUCAUCAUGACGGGCGGGCAAGCCGAGAAGC
This is a messenger RNA of Pseudocercospora fijiensis CIRAD86, 847 nucleotides long. RefSeq lists its product as uncharacterized. The coding region runs from base 312 to 728 and encodes 138 amino acids. The transcript has 3 exons. Gene Ontology annotation, biological process: endoplasmic reticulum to Golgi vesicle-mediated transport. The record is from RefSeq and is a predicted model, not a curated record. Gene Ontology annotation, cellular component: endoplasmic reticulum membrane; COPII-coated ER to Golgi transport vesicle. NCBI's taxonomy places the organism in Eukaryota, Fungi, Ascomycota, Dothideomycetes, Mycosphaerellales, Mycosphaerellaceae.